This is a messenger RNA of Acanthochromis polyacanthus (spiny chromis), 921 nucleotides long. RefSeq names its product anterior gradient 1 (gene agr1). The coding region runs from base 312 to 800 and encodes 162 amino acids. The record is from RefSeq and is a predicted model, not a curated record. The transcript is spliced from 8 exons. Gene Ontology annotation, cellular component: endoplasmic reticulum. NCBI's taxonomy places the organism in Eukaryota, Metazoa, Chordata, Actinopteri, Pomacentridae.
CAUUUGAGGUCAGAUGUCUUGAAAUCGCUUGAUAUCGGUCUCUGACUGGUUCAGGCCAGCAGCCUCACUGUUAAACAGUUAAGGGUGAGGUGAAAGAAAUGUUUUAGGUAUUGUGUAUGAAAUCUGUGUACUGUAUGGGUGUUUUUUCAGUAGGUCAUGGCCUUCUGUAUUUAUAGUAUACCACUAUGACAUACCAGUUUGGUGAGUUCAGUUGAAAAGAAUCGCCUCACAAAAGGGAGCGCAUUCAGGAAGGUAAGAGCAGAUGCAGAUACUUGGUGCUUCAUGCAAGUUGUCACAAAGGCCAGGAGAGGAUGCUUCGCUGGGUCUCGUUUGCUUUGCUUGUUGGUAUUUGUGCAAGUGCCGGAGAAGAGAAAAAAAAGACAGGGAACCCUCCUGUGUCCUUGUCAAGAGGAUGGGGGAAUACUAUUAACUGGGUCAAAACUUAUGAAGAUGGUCUGUCAAAAAUGGAGAAGAGUCAGAAACCUCUGAUGGUCAUUCAUCAUCGAGAAGACUGUCCACACUCUCAAGCGCUGAAGAAGGUAUUUGCUGCUGACAAGACCGUCCAGAAAAUGGCCAGAGAGGGUUUCAUCAUGCUCAACGUGGUGGAAGAGACUGGGGACCCAAACCUGGCACUUGAUGGCUACUAUGUUCCCAGAAUUGUCUUUGUUGAUCCAAGGAAGGCUGUGCGAAACGACAUUAUAGGACAGUAUGAGCAAAUGUUCGCCUACGGACCUGAAGACAUGGGAAUCUUGGCCGACAACAUGAGGAAAGCCAAAGUCCUGCUGAAAACCGAACUCUGAUGUGACUCUGUGUCGCUGCAUCUUCCAGCUCUGCCUGUUCAGUGGUCAGCACUGACUGCUUUAAAUGUUUCUAAGAGCUCAAUAAAAAACUAAAUACAUGAGAAGAAAGUAUAGUGUCUGC